UGGUCCACGACUCCUAUCCCCUCGCCGCUCGCUCUCUUCUCUACUCUUGCCGACGCCGCCGCCUCCCCGCGGAUCCCCGUCGUCGGUUCCCUCCGGCGCCCCCAAACCCCACCAGCCGCCGCCUUCCCAGUAGAGCUCCUCGUCGUCCCUCUCGAGCAGAGUCAGGUACAGAUUGGUUUCGUGAUGGCUGGCUCCGAGGACGUGAGGGGUUUGGCAGCAUCCCUGGGAGAGCUACACGUGGAGGCAUCAACAUCGCGGGAGGAAGGAACCAAUGGGCGCAACGGUGAUGCUGCUGCUGCGGACGACGAUGUCUGGGGUGAUGCCUCAGAUUCUCCAGGGCAUGAUUCCGACUUAAAAAGAGAAUGGGACCACAGGCAGGAGCAGUUUCAUAAGAUGGGCUAUAGGGAUGGUAUAACCGAAGGGCAGAAGGAUAUUGCCCAAGAGGGGUUCAACCUUGGGCAUAGGCAAUCUGCGGAUGUCGGAUUCAAGUGGGGUCUUGUUCGGGGAAUUACUAGUGCAUUAGCUAGUCUUCCUGACAGGCUAAAAGAAAAGUUGCUGCUCAACGCCCAGUGUAGAGGAAAACUUGAAGAUUUGCACAACUCUGUGCAAGAAAUUUCAGCACAGGGUGCGCUGCAGCUGUUUCACGAGAGUACUCUUCAGGAUAAUCGUCAACCAGAGGAAAGCAAGCUCCAAACUAUUCCAAAGGACCUUCUGCUUUUGUUGCAGGAAUGCCCAGAUGUGCAUGUUAGUGAAGAGUUGAAACGAGUUCCGUAAGCAAGUUAGUAAAUGUAAUUGCGAGCACUCGGAGACUGGCCGAAUCGCUUAGACUGAGUUCUUCUGAAAUCUGAAGGAUGCAACUGUAAAUCCUGUGAUACUAAGAUUUUCUAUAUGGUGUCACCCUUUCUUUGCUAAACUCCUGUAAAUUCUCAGUAUGAAUGACGAUAAUUAUAUAUUCCUUUUUUGCA
Molecule: messenger RNA, 965 nt
Organism: Triticum dicoccoides
Lineage: Eukaryota; Viridiplantae; Streptophyta; Magnoliopsida; Poales; Poaceae
Product: protein YAE1-like
Exons: 5
Coding region: 184-774 (196 amino acids)
Source: RefSeq, a predicted model, not a curated record